Arabidopsis lyrata subsp. lyrata is the source of this 2921-nucleotide messenger RNA. Its product is annotated as autophagy-related protein 18c. NCBI's taxonomy places the organism in Eukaryota, Viridiplantae, Streptophyta, Magnoliopsida, Brassicales, Brassicaceae. The record is from RefSeq and is a predicted model, not a curated record. Gene Ontology annotation, cellular component: cytosol; phagophore assembly site membrane; extrinsic component of membrane. Gene Ontology annotation, molecular function: phosphatidylinositol-3-phosphate binding; protein binding; phosphatidylinositol-3,5-bisphosphate binding. The transcript has 5 exons. Bases 255 to 1469 code for a protein of 404 amino acids. Gene Ontology annotation, biological process: autophagy of mitochondrion; protein lipidation; nucleophagy.
UUUUCUUUCUCGCUUUUGGUUUACUAACCGACACGAUAAAUUCCGAAAAAUAAAGAUUAAACCGGAGAAUUCAAUUUAGACGAAGAUAAAACUUACCGGUAUAGAGAGAAAUCAAUCAUUCAGAGAGAAAUCAGCAACUCUGGAGAGAGCGUGUUCGUCAUUCAAAUCCGAACCUUGGAGAUUCAAUAUUUCACCGUAGAUCUCGUCCUACUCGUCCCGUAGAUUCGUUUCCGAUUGGUCCAGUGUCAAAAAAAAUGAGCUCAACUGUUUCAAAUCCCCAAGGAAUCCUGCAACAAGGUGGUUACAGUGGUCAUGACUCCCGCAGUAACAUCACCUCUGGUUCAGAAUCAGAAUCUAUUAACAACGACGAAGCAGAGUUGGUUUCUGUGUGUUGGAAUCAGGAUUCAAGUUGCUUCGCAGCUGGAACGAGUCAUGGCUUUCGUAUAUAUAACUGUCAACCUUUCAAGGAAACUUUCAGGCGUGAGCUAAAGAACGGUGGUUUCAAAAUUGUAGAGAUGCUUUUCCGAAGCAAUAUAUUGGCACUUGUUGGUGGUGGAGCUAACUCUCAGUACCCUUCAAACAAAGUACUAAUUUGGGAUGAUCAUCAGAGCCGUUGCAUUAGUGAAUUUGCAUUUAGGUCUGAGAUUCGUGCUGUGAAAUUACGAAGAGAUCGGAUUGUUGUUGUUCUUGAACAUAAGAUUUAUGUUUACAAUUUUAUGGACCUUAGACUUCUUCAUCAGAUUGAAACCCAAGCUAAUCCUAGAGGAUUAUGUUGCCUUUCUCAUCAUUCUAAUACGUCUGUGCUCGCUUGCCCCGGUCUUCAUCGAGGAGAGAUUCGAGUUGAACAUUUCGGGCUUAACAUGGUACAAAUCAUAAAUGCUCAUGAUUCUAGUAUUGCGUGUAUGACUUUGACAUUGGAUGGUUUGUUGCUCGCAACUGCUAGUACAAAGGGAACUCUGAUUAGAAUCUUCAACACUAUGGACGGAACUCGUUUGCAAGAGGUACGAAGAGGAGUGGACAGAGCAGAUAUUUAUAGCAUUGCACUUUCACCAAACGUGCAGUGGCUGGCUGUAUCAAGCGACAAGGGGACUGUUCACAUUUUCUCUCUUAGAGUUAGGGUAGUUGGGGAGGAUUCUUAUUCCACUGAAAAUGCAGCUCUCCUGACACAACAAACUUAUUCUACUUCUCUGCAAGGCCUUGUUUCUCCAACCACUGGUACCAAUCCCGGUUCGUCAUUGUCGUUUAUGAGAGGUGUUCUACCAAAGUAUUUCAGCUCGGAAUGGUCAUAUGCACAGUUUCAUGUAUCAGAAGUCACACAAUUCUUCGCAGCAUUUGGCAGUAACAACACGGUUGCUAUUAUCGGCAUGGAUGGAAGUUUUUACAGAUGCAGCUUUGAUCCCGUGAACGGAGGAGAGAUGGGGCAACUGGAAUAUUUCCACUUUCUGAAGACGGACAACCGCCGGAGAUAAGUCAGACUCAUGCUUCACUCACUCCUCUAAGCUCUCUGUACAUAACCAUGUCUAUGUAAAUAGAUUUGGUAAGACUGCAUAAGAUUUAAUUUUUGCAUAUUGCUACGUCGAGUGAAAGGACCUGCAUUACUGAUUGGGACUAUGUAAAUAGCUACAUAGCAAGAUUCACCCGCAACAGUUUGCUUCUAAACACUGUAUUAUGUAAAUUGUUUUUUUUUUUUUUUUUGUAUUAUGUAAAUUUCCUAAUAACACCAUAGAAAAAAAGUAAUAACACAAUUGAAUAAAGAGUUCAAUCGAAUUCCCAGGAAACCUGAGGCCUCCAUUUUAUAUGUUUCUUGAAUCUGGGAUCUCUUAUCAUAUCAAAUACGAAUAAUCUACAAUGUUUCAGAGAAUCUCACAAUGCAGCCAUACUGAAUCGAGCUGUUGCUGCAUCAAAAUGGAGGACCAAUGGAAAUAGAGACACUUGGAUGAGGUAAGCUUGAAGGUAAGUCGAUUCCUGACAUGUACUUCCUAAAAGGUUCUUUGCGAAAGUGGAUUCUAUUUGUGCAGCUUUUCUUUGGAAAAACAAAGUGACCUCUGUGGUUGGUGCAAGAGUUGCUUGGAUUGAUGUUUGUAAACCCAAAGAGGAAGGGGGUCUUGGCUUACGGCUGCUGGAGGACUUCGCCAUCGUCUUUCAGCUAAAGAUAAUUUAGAAUCUGUUUGCAAAAUGCCGGCUCCUUAUGGGUCGCCUGGAUAAAAGGAAAUGUUUUCUUAAGGAAGACCUACUGGACGCUAGCUGACUCCCCAAGACUGUCAUGGACCAUUAAGAGCAUGCUUCGCCUCAAGCCUUACAUUGUGGAAUUUAUGCGCUGCGAAGUGAGAGAUGGGCUAAAUGCCUCUUUUUGGUCAGAUCAUUGGUGUGAACUUCGGCCCCUGAUUGGAUUUAUAGGCGAGAAUGGACCAAGACAGAUUCGGGUGAGAAAGGAAGCUUGCGUUGCAGAGGCAGUAAGAAAUGGGGAAUGGCGGAUGCCAGGUGCGAGAUCAGAGGCUCAACAACAGCUAAUGAUCACGCUCACAACCAUCUCUCUCCCCAAACGAUUAAUGGGCAUGAUAUUUACCUCUAGCGGCGAAUGUCAGGAUCUUUUGCACAUCUUUUCUCUUCUAAGGAAACUUGGGAGCAAUUGCGUUCACACUCUCCUUUGGUGCCUUGGAGCCAGGUAGUUUGGUUCAAGGAAGCAGUACCAAGAUUCUCAUUUACCACUUGGCUUGCUAUGAAAGGAAUAUUACCUACGAAAGACAGACUCCGAAGUUGGGGACUCAAUGUCUCCGCCACUUGUGUACUCUGCCCUAACGGAUUAGAAACUUUUCAUCUGAUAUUUCUAGGCCUAUCUCUUUUAUUUUUGUUAUCAAAGAAAUCUUUUCUUUCAGAAUAAACUUUACUCUGAUAAAUAUAAGAGGUACAAAUUCUUCCCA